Messenger RNA from Lycium barbarum (goji berry), 2600 nucleotides. RefSeq names its product probable glycosyltransferase At5g03795. Gene Ontology annotation, molecular function: glycosyltransferase activity. The transcript is spliced from 6 exons. The record is from RefSeq and is a predicted model, not a curated record. The coding region runs from base 278 to 1861 and encodes 527 amino acids. NCBI's taxonomy places the organism in Eukaryota, Viridiplantae, Streptophyta, Magnoliopsida, Solanales, Solanaceae.
GGAAACAGUUACCGCCAAUUUCGCUUUUCCAUUUUCUUCUUCUAUUUUUCCAUUUUCUUUCCUCAAUUUCUCCGACCUCGUAUGGCUGCUGCCUGUUUAUCUUCUCAUAAUAUAGAUCUCCCACUUUGAGAUGAAGAACAUGUUGGAGGUAUGGGAUGGCUGUUUUAGGCUGCCAAAUGGAAUGAAAAUAGAUGCCUGUCAAUGUACCUAUCACUUCAUUACCAAGGUUGGAUUUUUGUAAUAUAGGAAGGAAUACUAAUUUAAUUUGUCAAAUGAGAUGAGGAAAUUCUUGCGGCGAAUAAUUGUUGUUCUGUUGUUCAGAGUUAGCUGGAAGAAACUCUUUGUUAUAGGCACUAUAUUAACAGUGUUUAGGGUUGUAAUCCAAAUUUCUAGCCUCCCUAAUCCUUUAACUGAAUGGAUUAUCUCUCCACCCUUGGAUGUUUCAUCUUACCAACGCCUAAAUCAUGGAAAGAAUUCGAGGGAACUUUCAGUGACAUCAGAUAACCAGUUGAAAAUGAGUGAGCAUUUGCCCACAGUUGUUGCGCUCAACUCUACAGCCAGAACGAACCGGUCAAUUCGAGUUAUGGAAAGACGAGAAAGACUUCUGAGGCGUAAGAGACGUAGGAAGCAUGCACGGCUAGUAGAAAAGCUUAUUUAUCCGCCUCCACCUGCUGUGCCCGAUCACUUGCAGAGAUUUAUAGCAUCUUUGGAACCAAAUGAGGCACUUGCAUAUGCUAAAAGUGAGAUUGAGAAAGCUCCUUUAGUCACCGAUGAUCCAGACUUGUAUGCUCCUCUAUUUAGGAAUAUUUCCAUCUUUAAGAGGAGUUACGAGUUGAUGGAACUUCUACUCAAAGUUUACAUUUACAAAGAAGGAGAACGACCUAUUUUCCACGAACCUCAUCUUAUGGGAAUUUAUUCAUCCGAAGGAUGGUUCAUGAAAUUGAUGGAGGACAACCGCUACUUUGUCACUGGGGACCCUGAAAAGGCUCACCUAUUCUAUCUGCCAUAUAGUUCACGUCAGUUGCAGAUGGCAGUUUAUGUGCCUAAGUCACAUAAUCUUAGGCCGUUGUCAAUAUUCCUGCGGGACUAUGUCAACAUGCUAGCUGCGAAGUAUCCCUUCUGGAACCGCACACAUGGAACAGAUCACUUUCUAGUUGCUUGCCAUGAUUGGGGGCCUUACAUUUUAAAGGAUCAUGAGGAGCUAAUUAGAAACACUAUAAAAGCUCUCUGCAAUGCAGAUAUAUCUGAAGGAAUAUUUAAAGCUGGGAAGGAUGUUUCCCUUCCAGAGACCGCCAUAAGGAAUGUCGGUAAGCCUCUUUAUAAUGUUGGUGGAAAAAGAGUGUCACAACGCCCGAUCCUCGCCUUUUUUGCUGGAAAUAUGCACGGGCCAGUCCGUCCCAAACUUCUCAAGUACUGGAGUGACAGAGAUGAAGAAAUGAGGAUUUACGGGCCUCUACCUAAUAGAGUCUCAAGAAAAAUGUCUUAUCCUGAACACAUGAAAUCAAGCAAGUAUUGCCUUUGUCCAAUGGGCUUUGAAGUUAACAGCCCGAGGAUCGUCGAGGCAAUAUACUACGAAUGUGUGCCGGUGAUCAUUGCUGAUAAUCUUGCCCUCCCAUUUGACGAAGUGCUCGAUUGGAGUGCUUUUUCUUUAAUUGUUGCUGAGAAAGAUAUUCCUAAGCUGAAGGAGAUUUUAUUAAGUAUACCUCUAAGACGUUAUCAGGUCAUGCAAAAUAAUGUCAAGAGGCUGCAGAAGCAUUUCCAUUGGAACUCAAUACCGACUAGAUACGAUCUUUUCCAUAUGAUUUUGCAUUCCAUUUGGUCUAGCAGGCUCAACCAGUUUCAAGAAUCACAGAUAUCAUAAUCCCUCUUGAUAUGAAUGCUUUCAACUUGCCCAGCUACUCGGGUGAACAGCAACAUGAACCAUAUUUAAGGGUCUCUUUUUUACGCUUAUAGGCCGAAAUUUUAAGAACUGCUGGUGACUAAUUGUCUUCACUUGGGCACUCUUGAAAUGAUAUGAGGUUUCAUCGAUUGGUCAUUCUCUCCAUUUGUGGCUUUUCCGAUUUCGGUCUCUGCUGCUACUCAGGCAUUACUCAAUAGAGAUGCAAGGCUGACAGGUCCCAAACCAAAUGCACAUGCACACUACAGCAGAAGGGGAAAAGAUAUUUGGAAGUUUAAGACUCUUUCAGGUCUUCAGCAUUUCACAGCUUUUCCCUAUCUUCACAAGUUCUUUCCACUCUCAGUUCAAUUUUCGCGCAGUAUAAACCAGAAGAUGCUCUCAGAAAUGAGUUAUCGUAUGCUGAAUAUGUUCUCAGAUAUGAAGUGGAAGUUCAACAGUUGAUCUUUUGUGUCUAUCACAGUAAUAAUGUAGAGAAUAGUCAUCUUGUUGGUAGCUGUAUUAAACACAAUGUCAAGUAUUCAUGUAUACGAGGGAGAGAAUUUCCCAUCUACUUUUCUGAUGUGUAUAUAUGUACAGUGUAUUCAGUAAUUACAAGGACACAUGUGAUUAUUACCACGUUUCUGCCCUGUGUUUAUUGUGUGAGGUGUGCUUCACCUUCCGGGAUGCGAUUUCCUUUUAAGAGUUGACUGGUGCAGUAUAUUCA